Knipowitschia caucasica is the source of this 846-nucleotide messenger RNA. The record is from the annotation of a GenBank genome assembly. Lineage: Eukaryota; Metazoa; Chordata; Actinopteri; Gobiiformes; Gobiidae.
AUGGGAGUGAGGAGGUUAGUGCGGGUGAUGAGAGUGAGGAGGUUAGUGCGGGUGAUGGGAGUGAGGAGGUUAGUGCGGGUGAUGAGAGUGAGGAGGUUAGUGCGGGUGAUGGGAGUGAGGAGGUUAGUGCGGGUGAUGGGAGUGAGGAGGUUAGUGCGGGUGAUGGGAGUGAGGAGGUUAGUGCGGGUGAUGAGAGUGAGGAGGUUAGUGCGGGUGAUGGGAGUGAGGAGGUUAGUGCGGGUGAUGGGAGUGAGGAGGUUAGUGCGGGUGAUCGGAGUGAGGUGGUUAGUGCGGGUGAUCGGAGUGAGGUGGUUAGUGCGGGUGAUCGGAGUGAGGUGGUUAGUGCGGGUGAUCAGAGUGAGGUGGUUAGUGCGGGUGAUGGGAGUGAGGCGGUUAGUGCGGGUGAUCGGAGUGAGGAGGUUAGUGCGGGUGAUGGGAGUGAGGAGGUUAGUGCGGGUGAUCGGAGUGAGGAGGUUAGUGCGGGUGAUGAGAGUGAGGCGGUUAGUGCGGGUGAUGGGAGUGAGGCGGUUAGUGCGGGUGAUGAGAGUGAGGCGGUUAGUGCGGGUGAUGGGAGUGAGGUGGUUAGUGCGGGUGAUGGGAGUGAGGUGGUUAGUGCGGGUGAUGGGAGUGAGGAGGUUAGUGCGGGUGAUGAGAGUGAGGCGGUUAGUGCGGGUGAUGGGAGUGAGGAGGUUAGUGCGGGUGAUGGGAGUGAGGAGGUUAGUGCGGGUGAUGGGAGUGAGGCGGUUAGUGCGGGUGAUCGGAGUGAGGAGGUUAGUGCGGGUGAUGGGAGUGAGGAGGUUAGUGCGGGUGAUGGGAGUGAGGAGGUUAGUGCGGGUGCGGGAGUGA